AACGAUUGCCCCUCUACUAUCUCUCUUUCUCUCUCUGCAUCACACGUCGCUCUUUGACUGUAGGUUGUAGUACUUGAAGCGAACGAAAACAAAUGAGUUCCAACCAGAAACGCACACUCUCUGCCUUGCUCUCUCUACAUGCCUCUCUUUAUCUUUGUGCUUUUCUGGGAUUGCUUAUUCUUGGUUUGGAGUUUCGAGUUUGGAGUAUCUAAAACAAAAUGAAGGCGUUGAUAUCUUUUUUUUUUGCCGCUUACUUGCUCUCUGCAACUCUUGCUAAUCUCUGGUAGUUGUUUUCUUGGGUUUCAUUGACCUCUGGAGCACCGACACUCGUUACUUCCUGUUGGAGGGGCUGGUGCUUCUGUUAAUGGCAUCUCUUGCCUCUGCAUUACUAAAGCUGAAAUGGAGUGGCCAGCAUCUUUUUUGAGCUGAAAAGAACACAUUAAAGCCUUUUCCUUGCAAAUCUUAAGAGAAGAAAGGUUGAAGUUGACAAACAUCUGCAUCCCAUAGUCUGAACUUGGGAUAUUGCUGAAGUCAUAAAAAAAUUAUUUGUCUUAUGGGAGACCAUUCAACGCCGAAAAUAAAUUCAAGGGAUCAGCUAUCAUUAGGAACUUCUGAGACUGUAAUAACCCGAGCAAGGCAAAAUUUGGCUCCACAUGACAGAGUCACACCAAAAAAGCCUACUUUGUCAUGUGCUGAUCUUCAUCAUGAAAUUACAAAGAAUAUAAAAGAUAUUUCACCUAAUUGUUCAAGGAAUCUCCUAAAGCAAUGUAGGAAGGUAACCAAAGAAGAGGAGCUUGUCAAGUAUAUGUCAAAUUUGCCAAGUUAUCUGGAGAGAGGAGAAAAUCGGCAGGAGAAAGUUUUAAACGUCGGGGUCCUUGAUUGGGGUCGUUUAGAAAAGUGGCAGUGUAGCCAAAAACAGAUACCACACAGAAGUAGCAGGCAUUCGCUCUCACACAGAAGUAGCAGGCAUUCGCUCUCAAGUACUAAUUCAUCAUUCUUAACAGAAGGAUCAUCUGUUGACUCUAGUAGAGGUCAGAGCUGCUCUCCUGCUCAUCAAAGGUUGCGUCGUCCAUCACUGCAGUCUCAUCUGAUGUCAUCUCCUGUAGAAGUCCAUUCACAAGAUGUCAAAUCGUUUGAAGAAAGUAUUCAUAAGUGUCAAGAUGUCAAAGGUGCCCAUACUAACACUAUGAAUGAGCAAGGAAAGUUCACCAAGACAGAUAAACUCUUUUCUAAAAACUGUCCUGAAAUCAAGCUGGAUCAGAGCAAGAGAAAAGAUUCAGACCCAAAAACGAAUCCAGAAUGUGGAACUUUUAAUUGGGUAAAUUUUGAAGUGCGGCAGAAUAUGGAGGUAAAGACAACCCAAGAUGUUGAAUUUAUGAAGAGAGCAAAUAAGUUGCAAGAACAGAAGGCAUAUGCCUUUGACCAAGACGUCUCCCAGAAGAGUAAAAGGGUAGUUCUACUUAUGCCAAGAGAUCUCACCCAAGGCAGUAGUUCCCGGCUUUCCAUGUCAACAGCAAUGUUGUAUCAAAAGGGAGCAAAAGCAAGUCGAAGUAGCUUGUCAGAAAUGCCUAUGGACAUGAGUCCUGCAGCAGUCACUUCUGAUGUCCCGCACUCUUGCCCACUGCCUUGUGAGAUUGAAGAAUGCACAGAGAUAAAAUGUGGCUCUUCAGAUGCAGAGAGUAUCAGCUUUUUGCCCAAUUCAUCUCACUUAGCACCACAUCCAGCCAAAAUAGAAAUCAAUCCAUCCCGUGGUAGAAUUUCAGAAAGUAAAAAAUCAGUUUUAACACCAAUAAACUCAAAUUCAAAAGAGACUUCCGCAGGAUUGGAUAUGAAGCUAAGCAAAGCAAUUUCUGAAAAACUGAGAAGCACCUCACCUUUUCGCCGGCUUGGCAUUGGUAUGGGUCAGAUAAGUAAAAGUUUCAGCUGUGAAGAGGGUUCAUCCAUACCACAAAUUAGCACAGUCCAUCGUUCUGCAACAAAAUCUGCCUCAGAGAAUGCUAUGGCUUCCGCUUGUCAUGGUAAUUCAUGUGGUGAUAAUCAAAAUGCUACAAGCAGAGCCAGGUCAAGCCCUCUGAGAAGGUUACUUGAGCCACUGUUGAAACCUAAGGCACCAAACUGCCGUCAUUCUGGGGAACCAUUAGAAAGGCAUUUUUUAUCAACAGAUAGGGCCUGCAAGCCAUCCAAUGGACGUUUAGAUUAUUCAACUGGAGCAAGACAGCCAGGAGUUGUAAAAUUAGAUAUGGAAAGUUGUAGGCCAAUCAAUAUUGAUAAUUCGUGUCAGGAAAAGAAGCAUGGAUCAUCAGCAUUUCAAGCUUUGCUACAAGUUACAGUUAAGAAUGGCCAGCCUCUUUUCACGUUUGCAGUUGACAAUGAACAUAAUAUUCUUGCAGCCACAAUGAAGAAGUUGAGUAGCACGAGAGAGGAUGACUAUAGCUGCAUUUACAAAUUCUUUGCUUUUCAAGAAAUCAGGAAAAGGAAUGGGGGGUGGAUGAACCAAGGAGGCAAAGGCAAAGGCAAAGGCAAAGGUCAUGAUUAUAUUCCUAAUGUCGUAGCUCAAUUGAAGGUUUCUGGUUCUCAGUUUUCCCAUUGUACUAGGGAGAACUGUAUGGAGCAAUCAUGUGUCAGAGAAUUUGUUCUGUUUGAUUUGGACUUGCAACAAGCGGAGCCACAAACAUUAGAAUCCCAGCCAAAUGAACUUGCUGCCAUUGUUGUCAAGAUCCCCAGAGUCAUCAAUAGAAAUACAGCCAGUGAUGGGCAUCAUACUGAUAAAUGCAAUGAUCUUCCAGAGAUGAGAUUUAAUUCUACUUCUGGGGAACAUCCUAUCAUCAACGGCCAAAGCCUUAUCAGUGCCACAGUCAUUCUUCCAAGUGGUGUUCAUAGUCUACCAAAUAAAGGAGGACCUUCAUCCCUGAUCCAAAGAUGGAGAUCAGGUGGAUCAUGUGAUUGUGGAGGUUGGGAUUUAGGUUGCAAACUCAGGAUUUUUGCCAACCAGGGUCAACUUGGUAAGAAAUCAAGUCUAUCCAAAGCUUGCUCUAUGACAGAUAAAUUUGAGCUCAUCUCGCAGGCAGGGGAAGAAGGGAACCAACCUGUCUUCAGUUUUGCUCCUUUCAAGGGCGGAAUCUAUUCAGUUGAGUUCACAUCAUCAUUUUCAAUUUUACAAGCAUUCUCACUGUGUAUAGCAAUUCUAGACAGUAAAAAAUUGUGUGAGAUCUCAGAAUCGUGCAACUAGUUUGAAAGAAAAACUUUUCUGGAAACCAUACCAGCGCGAAAUGCUGGAAUAACUGGGGAAAUGCCUGCAAGCUAUGUCCCAUAUCCACCCCAUUCUCCUGUUGGAAGGGUCUAGUUUUAUAAGGAAUGAUCUGGUAAUUACACACAGGUGGUACAGAUAGAUAAAUAGCCAGUUUCACAAGUGGGUGGACAGCAAAUGAAUCCUGCACUCGAGUGCAUCUCAUUGAUAUAGGAAAACAAAAUAGAACCUGCAAGAACAUGGGAAAGAAAGUAAGAAACCUAGAAGCCUGAGAGCAUGUAUUUUGUAUUAGGAUUAAGUGUAAAUAGAGAAAUAUAUUCAUCCAUGUAAUUGUACAUAUAAUGACUUUUAAAUGAACUUUUGGCUCAAAAAGCCCUUCUCUGCAAA
Molecule: messenger RNA, 3634 nt
Organism: Hevea brasiliensis (rubber tree)
Lineage: Eukaryota; Viridiplantae; Streptophyta; Magnoliopsida; Malpighiales; Euphorbiaceae
Exons: 3
Coding region: 554-3229 (891 amino acids)
Source: RefSeq, a predicted model, not a curated record